Messenger RNA from Podarcis lilfordi (Lilford's wall lizard), 11110 nucleotides. Lineage: Eukaryota; Metazoa; Chordata; Lepidosauria; Squamata; Lacertidae. The record is from the annotation of a GenBank genome assembly.
AGUAUCCAGAAUAUUCUCUUCGAGAGCGGAGCCACGCCUCAGGAAUUUGAUAGGGCUACUGUACAGCUGAGUCCUGACGCUGCAGAGAUUUCCUCCUCCCCGCCUGCAAGGGUGGGCGAGAGAGACUCAAGUGUCAGAAAGUUGUGGGCAACUCAGGCAAACUGAUUGGAUCUGUGCAGCAGGCGUUGUGCUUUUGUCACGGGAUAGCCCCCCCUCCCCGUGCAAAUCUUCAGAGAAGGUGGAACAAAAACCCAAACCCAAACCAAACAAAGCCUUUUGAAGCUCAGUUUCUUUGCCUAGACCCUGGAAGGGGAUUCAGGUUUGGAGGUUAGUACUGGAAAAUGUGAAGUGCUUUGCUUUCUGCACUCAGCUAUGUGGCAAGUAAUUUAAACCAGGGAGAAGUGCAGCAAGGGUGACAGAUUUGCAUUUUUUAAAAAAAUCCAAUUUAGCAGACAUUAGUUGCAGUAGAGAUGAGCAAAGGAGAACAAGGGCUUUUUUUCUUCUUUUUUCGAAAGCAGGACGGUGGGAUUUUAAAGCGUGGAGGGAAAGGAAAGGAAAGCAGAAUGCAGAAACUACAGUAGAGUGGGUGGAAGGGAAGUCAAAACAAGAAGCUUGGAAGUAACUUUCCUGCCAUAUAAAUGAGGGCUGGAGGGGAGGGGAAAUGGGGCCAGUAGUUCAGCUGUUUAAAAUAAACUUGACAUCUGCCAAAGUUUGCAUGUUGCUAGCUUGCUGUGCUGGGGAAAGGGGAAAGAGGGAUUUUAGAGAGUCGAGAAGUAGAAUCUAAAAAGGUGAAAGCAAAUGUUAGCAAGAAUUAAAUCUAGCUGGGUAAGCAAACUGGAUAGGCAGCUUUGAUAGGGGAUAUAUCGUGGCUGGGAAAUAACUGCAAACUUAGACGUUGGAUCACCGGAGUUUCUUUUCCUGAGCUGUGAAGGGUGUUGGGAGGGACAGAGAGGGGAAAAAGAGGAACGGGGAAGAAGCUGGAUAAAGUAAACAAGGUCCACUUUUCUGGGGUUUUGUGGUAUGUUACAGGGAAGAAAGUGAGGCGGGCUUCGCAGAGAAUUAAUUGAAACAAUUCACCAACUGCUACAAGAACAAGCUGACAAUAGUAAUACGCCAAGAGAGAGGGGAAGCGGUUAGGGACGACUUUUUCCUGGAAACCUUUUGGCGAGUCUCAGAUGGCUGCUAGGAGGAGGAGGGGAAACUUUCCUUCCAUGACCCGUAAGGAAACCAAUUGUUUCAGAAGUUCUAUUUGCUGUUUAAAAUUUUAAUUUCUUCUCAAAUUAGGAAGCGCGCAGUUUCCAAUUCACACAUACAUAUUACCAAAUGGAUAGUUCUGUCCAAGCUACAAAUCUGUGGGGAAAGAAUGUGUUCCCUCCCUUUAUUUUUUAUUUUUUUAAAUCCUCUCUUACAAACACCUUUCAGUGUGGUGUAGCGAUCGAAGUGUUGGACUAGGACCUGGGAGACAAGAGACCCCUCCAGACUGCUGGUGGUUUUUAGUGGCUGUAUUCUGCAGCAUGUUCUGACAAAAUAAUAGUGCAGUCGUGUUGGGUUUAUUCAGCCUGAGUUUGUUCCACAAGGUUUCCCCAGUGCUCCCACAUUAUUGCUGUACAGAGGGGCUAUAGUCACCACAAAAGUGGGGCAACUGCCCCCCACCGGCUAGCUGUAAUAAACUGAGGUGUCUAGACCACUUCCAACAAGAAUGGCAAGUGCUGUUUUGAACCCAAAGCAGAAAACACGAAGGACCAAACACAUUGAACAUACUCAGCCAGCAGGUUGUGGGGAAACAAAAGGGGAAUGUAUCAAGACAGUAUUCUGCAUAUUCACAUUGCAACCCAUGCAGUAUAUAUGCACAUCUGAUAUGAGUCAGAGAAGUCAGGUUACAGAACCCAGCUGAUUUCGUAAGGGGACACCUCCCUGUUACAUAAGUUGGCUCAAACAUUUCUAAAGGGAUUACAAGCCCUGCUGCACAGCAAACUGCAAGAACAACAAAAUGCUGAAACUGUAGUGAACUGGGAGGGGUUCAAGAUUGAAUGAAAGCUGAAUGAACAGGCAUGAUAUAUCAAAUGACAAUCCCUAAUUUAUAGGGCCUUGGGCCCAUUUUGCUCUGUCUUCCAUGUGGCAGCCCUUCAGAUAUUUGAAGGGCUCUCAGUCUUCUCUUUUCCAGGCUAAACAUACCCAGCUCUCUCAACUGUUUCUCAUAAGCAGGCAUAGGCAAACUCGGCCCUCCAGACGUUUUGGGACUACAACUCCCAUCAUCCCUGACCACUGGUCCUGUUAGCUAGGGAUGGGGGGAGUUGUAGUCCCAAAACAUCUGGAGGGCCGAGUUUGCCUAUGCCUGUUCAUAAGGCUUCCUUUCUAGAUCCUGUAUCAACUUGUCCACCCUCCUCUGCACAUGUUUCAGCUUGUCAAUAACCUUCUUAAACUGUGAUGUCCAUAACUGGAUACAGUACUCCAGAAUACAGUACUGACCAAGGCAGAAGAGAGUAGUACUAUUAUAGGACAUCACAUGACCAUUAAAGGCACAGCUACAGGAGCAAAUGGAGGUGUAUAAAAUUAUGAUAGACAUAUAUAAAAUUAUGCAUGGUGUAGAGAAAGUGGAUAGAGGAGUCACACACACACACACACUCAUAAUGCUACAACUUGAGGACAUUCAAUGAAGCUGAAUAUUGGGAGAUUUCCAGGCCAGGUCUCUCACCUGGAAAGGGUCCAUAAUUAGGCCACAAAGCAGUCCAGGUACUGGACACCCAGCUAGUAAUUCAGGCAAGAUCAAGGUCAAGAGACAGUCCAAGUUCAGGUCACACAGAGGCAAUAGUUCAGGCAAUGUAAUAAGCAAAGGUGAGCUCAAGAGGAAAUCCACAGUCUGAUCACAUAGAGGUAAUUCUACCUCCGCUGUCAUAGGCGGCCUGUUUCUGAAUACCAGUUACUUGAAACAAUACGAGGGGAGAGUACUGGUUUCUUCCAGGUUCUGCUUGCAAGCUUCUCAUAGACAUCUGGCUAGCCACUGUAGAACAAGAUGCUGGCCAUUGCCUGAUCCAGCAGAACUCUUUUUGUGUUCAGUUCAAAAGUUGGCAGCUCUGGUUGCAACAGCUAUCACUAUCAAAUGGUUCAGGGUACAUAAACCCGUACUUAAGGUAAAUGGUUAACUUAAUUGCAAGGUCAUGCUGCAGCAUACUAAAAUCCAGAUUGUAUUUAACGGAUCAUCAUCACCAUUAUUAUUUCUUUAUUGCAUUUAUUUACCGCCCUAUACCUGGAGGUCUCGGGGCAGUUCAUCAUCAACUGCAAGCCUCUGAGAUCAAUUCUGGCCCUCUCAGAGAGGGAGCAGCUAUAAGAACUUGGGUUGGUGGCAUAGUUCACUCUGAUCUGAGAGAAAGAUUCAAAAUCAACAAAGAAACUGCAGAGAAGCAGAGGGGGUCUGGGAUAGCUCAGUGGGUAGAGCAUGAGGCUCUAAAUCUCAGGAUUGUGGGUUCGAGACUCACGUUGGGCAAAAGAUUCCUGCAUUUUAGGGGGCUGGACUAGAUGAUCCUAGUGGUCCCUUCCAAUUCUAUGAUUCUAUGUGUGCUUGUUCAACAGCUCAGUUUUAAGCUGCUCAGAUCUGCUUAGUCAUACAUCCCCAUUCUAUUUCCAAGGCCUGAAAGGUAGAUAACUGUAUGCUUUGUGCCUUUAACAACUGUAUGAGAGGUGGAAAUUCGACAGAUAAAACUGUCGCCCAGCACAAAGUCAGAGCAGUCUACCUGCUGAAUGAUGGGAGAUGGAGUUUAAGUACAUGAUCAUUAAAAGAUGGGCUUAACAAUGAGGAGCAUGCCUUACCCUUGAUGCAAUCACAUUGAGGCUCUGAGUUUAGGAAAGACAGGUUUAUUAAAGGAAAUACCGUAUUUUUUGCUCUAUAAGACUCACUUUUCCCCUCCUAAAAAGUAAGGGGGAAUGUGUGUGCGUCUUAUGGAGCGAAUGCAGGCUGCGCAGCUAUACCAGAAGCCAGAACAGCAAGAGGGAUCACUGCUUUCGCUGCGCAGUGAUCCCUCUUGCUGUUCUGGCUUCUGGGAUUCAGAAUAUUUUUUUUUCUUGUUUUCCUCCUCCAAAAACUAGGAGUGUCUUGUGGUCUGGUGCAUCUUAUAGAGCGAAAAAUACAGUACAUGCUUGAUAGAAAAGAUCCUAGUUCUAGCUAACUGAAGUGGAGGGAGAAAAAGAGCGCCAUGCCUGCUCUUUGUUCUCAGCAAGAGAAACAUAACAAUGUCUCCUCUCUCAAGAUAAGAGUGGGAGCCGUAGGAAAUGAGGUCAGCUAGAGUGAGUGCAUCAGUCUAGCACCUGAGGAAAGGUCAGCACAUAUUAAAGGACAAUCUAGGAAGCCAUGAGGUUUCCUCUCUAUCUUCUUUCUCUCCGUGCAGACCCACCAGCCUCCAAUACAAGCGGAGUUGUAUCCCAACACUUCCAAUGUUCUGUCUGUUUAAUCCCCAGUUUUCUGUAUCUUCCAUUUUAGGACAGUCCAUAACAUUGUUCUACUGCGAAACUCAGUUGUGCAGUACUUGACAAAGUAGAAGGCUGAAAAGAUGGCUGGGAAACCCAAGUUGCACUAUGUCCGAGGGAGAGGGAAGAUGGAAUCUAUACGCUGGCUCCUUGCAGCAGCUGGAGUGGAGGUUUGUGUGACCGUAAAAAUAAAAGGGGGAAGGCAACGCUGGAUGAAUGAACUAGCAAUAGUUGAGAUGAAUGGCCUCUUUUGCACACACAGCUGAAUAUAUGUGCAGUAUGUUGUGCUAUUAACACAAUUCUCUCUGUAUGUUUGUGUGUCUGUAUACACAAACACAUACACUUCUACUGCAACUCAGGAGAAUGUUUUAAGCAUCUUAUGAAGUGGACUGUAGUCCAUGAAAAGUUAUGCCAUACUAAAAUUAUUAUUAUUAGUUGUUGUUGUUGUUUAUAUGCCGAUCAUCUGACUGGGUUGCCACAGCCACUCUAGGCAGCUUUAAGAUGCCACAAGACUCUGAUGUUAAUCUAGGGUUGCCAUAUCUUGAAGAGCAAAAAGGAGGACAGCCCGAGCCACUGCCAGUCUGAGCUGGGGCUGCCGCCACACCCAUGCGCCUCUUAGUCCCCAGCUCAGGCUGGCAGCGGCCACAGCAUGCAGAGCAGUCCAAGCCCAAGCCCUCUCCCCCCCCAAACUAGGACAUGUCCUGUAAAAUGUAAACAUCUGCAUGGAUGGGCAUGCCAGCCCUCCAAAAGAGGACAUGUUCAAGUUUCCCCAGACGUAUGGCAAACCUAGCUGCAUAGGAAAAUCUCUAUCCCAAGUAAUAAAACGAUUUGGCUGCCAAUUCAAGGGACAGUUGUUUGUUUUCAAUCAUACAGCACAAUCCUAUACAUGUUGACUUAAAUGGGAAUCCCAAUGAGUUUGGUGGGCUGUACUCCCAGGCAAGUGAAUAUAGGUCAUCUAAUCAGCCAUAUAGUUCAGAGAAAUGCAUGCAAACCUGUUAUGUACUGAGUUGAAUAGGAUCCAAAAUGCAGCAGUCUGAUUGGUCCUAGAACAAUAGGAUUCAGAAUGCAGCAGUCUGAUUGGUCCUAGAACAAUAGGAUUCAGAAUGCAGCAGUCUGAUUGGUCCACAGGAGCCACCCAAUCCAGCUCCAGGUGGAAGUGAAUCCGCAACCUGAUUGGCCUACAGGAGAAUCCCGGAAUUAGCUAAUCACGUGGGGCUCAUUGUGUAAAUAAUGUAUAUAAAGCAGACAUUCUGGGGGGAGUUCCAUUCCUCCUCACCACUAUGAGCUGAAUAAAGAGCAUGAAAUCCACUCUCGACUCCGAGUAUAUUUCAAAAACAGAGAACCUGUGGGUGUAUUUUAGAAUAUAUAUAAAAAUAUUUUUGGCAUAAUAGAAAAUGCUAUAUGUAAGAGAGAGGGAUCACACUCCCCAGCUACAGAGGGAAGGCCAAGACAAAUGUGUCUCUGGGAAUGAUUCAGAAUCUUCAACAUGAUCUCAUUUCAGUGGGUUGGACGGUUUGUCUUUUGAAGUCCUUUCAAGCAAUAGAAUCAUAUGAAUGGUGUGGCACACUGAAAAUAAACAUAGGAAAGAAACUCUGCAUUGUAUACUGAACCAAGCGCAUGAUUUCUGCCAAGACAAAGGGGCCCUUUUCAUCCCAACCAUCCUUUUUGUAAUAUGAAUCAAUACGAGGGUACAGCAGUGAGGCAGGGAAAAAGGAAUUUAAUGGCUGCAUUGCAUUUUGCAGGUUUUCAAAACAGUCCCCCAAGCUCCAGGUGCUUUUAAAGUCAAGGAAAAUGACAAGCAUCUAUUUCUCUCAAGAUAAUUAGGACAUGAAAAACAAACAUGAUUCUGUUUGUUCUAUUCUGUUUCAGUUUGAAGAACAAUUCAUUGAAACAAAUGAAGACUUGGAAAAAUUACGGAAAAGUAAGUCUAUGGGUGAAGGUAUUCUCUACAUGGGACUGAUAUAUUUAAAGAAUUAAGGGGGAGCCCCCAUUGAUUCUUUAAAUGAAAACCUCAGAGACCACUUAGUGUUGGGAUCCACAUCAGAGUCUACAAAUACUGUUAUUUUCAUGGGUAAAAAAAAAAAAUUGGUUUGGUUUUCGCUUGCACAGGAAAAACACAAAGGAAUUUGGAUUUGGGGAUGUCAUAGAAUUUCAACAGAAAUGGAAGUGGGAGCAGAAAUUGCCAGCUUGGUGUAUUUACCCAUGUCCAGAAUGGAAAUCAAUCCGCUUAAUAUGACUGGGAUUCACUGUUGUUUCUUUCUGUUCGCAAAUGACACAUAAUUGAUAUUUAUUUAUUUCCCGCCCGUUCUUCACCCUAUGGCCCCAAAGAGGGGGUUGCAAUAUUAAAACACAACAUUGAAAACAGUUUGAAAGUACUUACAAACAACCCAUUUGUGUUGAGUUUACGAUGCACCAAACUGAAUGGGAUGACAUAACAUAACACCAACGUAAGCUAUGUAACUAAUUCUGUAAUGAGAGCUGGGAGGGUCCAUUCACUUUUGUGUGAGAUAAAGGUUAAAAUCCACCUAAAGAGGGCUUUAUUCUUUCUUUCUUUCUUUCUUUCUUUCUUUCUUUCUUUCUUUCUUUCUUUCUUUCUUUCUUUCUUUCUUUCUUUCUUUCUUUCUUUUUCUUUCUUUGUCUUUGUCAUUUUGUUUUCCUUUUGCUUCCUCUUUCUUAUUACUUUGUCUUUUAUUGUAUUGUAUCUCGAAAAUUUUCAAUAAAAAAUCUUUUAAAAACCCAUUACAAUGGAGAGAGAAAUGAAUGAUGAAUAGGAACAGUGUAUAGAAUAAAUACAGGCUGGAAUGGAAAAUGAUGUCUUUUUGCAUCUCUAUUUGAAUCAUACAAACCAAUGGGGAGCCACAUUUUCCUAAAGAAAGCUGCUGUACCGAGAUGUGAUCCUUAUUAGAGACUGCAAUACUUCAGUUUUAACUUUCAAAGAAGGCAGGCUGAAUCAAUCUGAAAUACUAAGUUUGUGAGAACUGAAUCAUUCACCCCCAUCUUUUUCUCCUUUAAAGAUGGACAGCUCCUGUUUCAGCAAGUGCCCAUGGUGGAAAUAGAUGGCAUGAAGAUGGUGCAGACGCGAGCUAUUCUCAACUACAUCGCAGCAAAGCACAACCUCUACGGGAAGGACCUGAAGGAGAGAGCACUGUACUUAUUAACAUGUAGAAUUCACUCUAGGUCUAUUUUUGAAUAGAAAGCCAGCUCUUGACAGAAGCUGAAAACACGGAAUGUCUGCCCUGAACUGCAAACAUUCAAUCAUCUUUCUGUUUAUGCAUCUCUAUAUUCCCAGAGCUAUAUGUCACAAUGUGAUUCUUACAAGAACAUUUAGACUAAAGCUCGUUGGGGAGGGAAACUGCCUAAUAACAUGAUAAUACCAAACACAUCAUGCACCAUGCCUGCUAACCUUCCAUACAUGUGUGAAAGAUCCCACCAUGCAUACUGGGUUGCAACUGACUGGUUGCACAAAUAUAUGUCCUUCCACAUGGCUGCUGAAAUGUAUUAGAGCUGGUCAUGAUUUUUCACCUGCAUAUAAAUUUAGGAAUGGUGAAAGUCACAUAAGUAAUUAUAUAUAUUUUUCUGUUUGGGUAAACAGCAUCAUAGAAUCUGUUUCUAUUUUUUAUUUACUGUAUACAUUAUAUCAUUAAUGUAUUGCUAAUUUUGGAAUGUAUAAUAUGCUGUAAUUAUAUUUUGAUUUUCUUGUACUUUGACUGACAGCAACAAGAAGAAGAAGAAGAAGAAACACAAAAAAUGAAAGUAACUGUGCUAAUGGCUUCUUUCAGGAUUGACAUGUACGUGGAAGGAACAACUGAUCUGAUGGGGAUGAUAAUGACGCUCCCUUUCCAGCCCCCUGAGAACAAAGAAAAGCAGACCAGCCUAAUUUUUGAGAGGGCCACAACCAGAUACUUCCCAGUUUAUGAAAAGGUAAGGGAUUGUCAGGUAGCAACGUAGAAUGUGCAGCUAGACCUUAACUGCUGAAGGUAUAUGGGGAGAACCAUCUAUAGCAGCAGCAAAAUUCUGCAGCAGCACUUAAAUGUGGAAUAGUAAACCUACAAGUCUACCAACAUUUUGUACUACAACUCUCCUAAUUCCUGACCAUUGGCCAUGCUGGCUUGGGUUGAUGGGAGCUGGAGUCCAGCAAAUAUGUGGUUUCCCACCCCCGAAGUCAAGUUCCAAUGCUACUGAGCAGAGGAUCACAGCAAUGAGGGCCUUUCGGUGUUAUUCAAUGGGAUACAUGCAGGUGUGUAAAAUGUAUAUUUGAAUGAAAAAGCCAAGUGGCUACUCUCAUGGGACAGUCCCUGCCUGCCUCUCAGCCUUACAUGUCUGAAACACAAAAGAAGCAGAAAUAAUCCACAACGAGCAUCUGUUGCCCAGUAUGACCCAGGGGUCUACAAAUCCUCAACACUGACUUCUAUUUCUUUGUAUGCCACAGGUUUUAAAAGAUCAUGGACAAGAUUUCCUUGUUGGUGGGAAGUUCAGCUGGGCAGAUGUCCAUCUGCUUGAAGCUAUUCUGAUGGUCGAAGAGAUGAAGCCUGAUGUUCUUUCUGCCUUUCCUCUGCUGCAAGUGAGUGAACUAGGACAUGUUCUGAGAAAUGAGAUGGAGCGGAAACUGUAAGGCUGUGUGUAUUCACAGAGUGCAAAUACAGCAACUGGAUAAACGUCAGUCAUAGGAGUGUGUUGCACUUAGCAUGUCAUCAUCUCGAUGAUGGUGAUUAUGGUGGUGUAUGAGAGCAAGUCCAAGUGGCCAUCUGGGGGAUAUGUCUUAUGUCCUUAUGUCAGGCAUCUAGACUUCUGCAUCUACUUUGCUUGAUGAUAAAAGUGCUUCAUCUCCUGGCGAGAAUUGCCUUAGUUUGAUGCAUUACAAGACAACCUGACCAAAAAAAGGCUCACUGGAUUAUAAAGUUGGAGGGGGCCUUGUAGAAAGACUAUAGAGAAAAUUCAGAUUUCACAUGUGGAUUUAACACCAUGGGACCACAGAUCUUUUUCCAUAGAUGCAUUCUUCCACUGAUUUAGACUCAUGUUUAUAAUUAUCUCUGAAUACUUUUACAAUGCUUGUAAAAAUAUGCCCCUGCUUAUUAUUAAGCAGAUUGGUUGCUUUUCAAAACUCCCAUGUCACAAUAGUGCUUAAAACUUUAUUUCAACCACUCAGAAUUUGACAAUCAAAGAAUUCCAUUUUCAGUACAGUCAUACCUCGGGAUAAAUACGCUUCAGGAUAAGUAUUUUCAGGUUGCGCUCCACAGCGACCCGGAAUGAACGGAGCGUGUUACUUCCGGGUUUUGCCGCUCGCACAUGCUCAGACAGUCAAAAUGAUGUCACGCACAUGCGCGGAAGCAGCGAACUGCGACAUGCGCAUGCGCAGACGUGCUGUUGCGUCUUACUUUCUGUUCCCGUUCGCAUCCUGAGGUACCACUGUACAUGUCUAGAAACAACAACAAUAAUAAUGCAUGUGAAAACAUAUAACAUUUUCAAAACCCCUGCCCAAAGUUCACAAUGAUUCAAAAGGAAAAUGGAAUGGGGAGGGAAGAGGAAAGCAAACAUUUGAAGCUGAUGGAUGGGGUCUUUUUCUCAAAUGUAAGCCCAUCUAUCUUGGGAAGUUUUUCUUAUUCUUAGAGGAGAUUCUUGUUUUUUCAUCUAGGCCUUCAAGACAAGAGUAAGCAACAUCCCUACAAUUAAGAAAUUCUUGCAGCCUGGCAGCCAGAGGAAGCCCCCAUUUGAUGAAAAGUAUAUUGUACAGAUCAGGAAGAUUUUCAACUUCUGAGCACUUCAGCUACGACAGUCACUGCAAACAGUGGCCUUAUUUUUCUUGAUUUAUACUGCUUCUCCACAUACACCUUCGCUAACUUUUUGUCAGCCACCUUGAUAUUUUAUUACAAAUUCUGUGAAAAGUUACUCCCACAUCUAACUCAACUUUUAAAUCCAUUCUGGUAAGGGGGCAUGCUUUCAGAAACCUGGCAUAAUCAUGGGUAAUAAUAAUGUACAAACCAGUUUGGGAUAAGAAAAUGAUGGGGUUAUAUAGACCCUUCAUGCUGCUCAAUCCAGACUAAAAGUACAUUCUUUCAGUAUUAGCUCAGAAUAGAACUUGCUGGUGGCAAAAGUAGUUCAAUUACAUUAAUCGGGAUUUAUGCUAAACAUGUGGGGAGUCUAUGAUUUUGAUGCUUGAGAGCCCAGGUAGAUCCAAACAAGGCCUUAAAAUUGAAUUACAACAUUUUGCAUGAAUUUCAGGGCUAUGUACUAAAUUUUAGAAAUCUGUUGUUGUGUACUAUAAUAUCAACCCCAACAUCCAGUUAGAUUUAUACAGAUUACUCAGAGGCCUUUCGAUUUUUAUGCAUUCAUAUACCAAAAAAAUUGAAUAAAAUGUUUAAAUUAAAUUUUUGUCCAUCGUUGGAAAACAUUGCCAGGGUCAACAAACAAUUGGUUAUGUGCCACUUAGAAUGUCUUCAGAUGAGCAGCAGCAGGAGAAAUGUAGGAAUCAUGUCAAAGGCAGUCAUAUGUACUGUUAGUGAUUAUUACUAUGUUACUAAAUUAUCCUUUGUCUUCCUUGACCUACGACACAAAUCUAUUCAGGCACUGAAUUUGUUACUAUGUAGUAGCUCAAUCAUUACCAAGGAUAACUGCCUUAACAAUUAAAAUGCAUAUCUUUCUUUUCUGUUGA